AUGGAACUCGAGCUUUUUUCGCUCGUGGAAAUUUUGCGCGAAUACCGCACCAUGUUGCUCGGUUUUCCUGUGGUCGUUCACACCGACCACAAGAACCUCAUAUAUCCUACCGAAAAUAGCCUGCGAGUCAAGCGCUGGAAGCUUCUCCUUUCGGAGUAUCGCCUCUCGAUGCACUACAUCAAGGGGGCCAAAAAUGUUGGUGCUGACGCUUUUUCGCGGAUGCGAUUUGACAACUUAGAGACAAAGUCUAAGUUGCAGCUUGCGGAGGAGGUUUGUAGGACGACGGAUGAGCCAGACUGUGUCAUGCAUGGUCCUGUCCUACGAGAGCACCAAGAGAAAGACGCCAUGAUCCAGAAGAUCAAGACUUCCUGCCUUAAAGGCAACAACAACCCCGACUACCAGCUCCUACCGGUACUCGGCUGCACACUGGUUGCGUACCAAAAGCGCGUCAUUGUGCCCGACAGCCUGCGCGAUGACCUAAUUAAUUGGUACCAUUUGAGUCUCAGCCACCCGGGAAGUGAACGCCAGUACAAGACGAUGAGACAGGUGCUUUACUGGCCCGGCAUGGAAGCCGAUAUAAACAAGGAGACGAAGAAUUGUCUCGUUUGCAAGAAGGCCAGGGUACAUGGAGGCAAGCAAGACUACGGAUUAUUGCCACCUCGGACACUCAAGACAGUGAACCCUUUCGACUCGGUUCACGCUGAUUUAAUUGGUUCCUACGAGGAUGGAUAUUAUGGCAUCACUAUGGUCGAUCACGCCACGCGUUGGCUGGAAGUGGGUAUCCAGCCUGAUAAAGUUCUCUGA
Molecule: messenger RNA, 804 nt
Organism: Peronospora matthiolae
Lineage: Eukaryota; Oomycota; Peronosporomycetes; Peronosporales; Peronosporaceae
Source: the annotation of a GenBank genome assembly